Dentiscutata erythropus is the source of this 238-nucleotide messenger RNA. The record is from the annotation of a GenBank genome assembly. NCBI's taxonomy places the organism in Eukaryota, Fungi, Glomeromycota, Glomeromycetes, Diversisporales, Gigasporaceae.
CACAGUCAUAGAAGAGCUUAUUGACCAAGGCUUAACAAAAAAAGAAGCAAAUCUAGCUUUAGAUGCAGCAAUACAUGUCUUGUGGAAUGGAUUUCAUGAAAUUGAAAAAAGAAAAGAAAAGACAGAAACACAGAAAAAUUCUCAUCAGAAGAGUAGAAAACCAUCUAACCCUAAAGAAGCCAUACUACAGAAAGUUAAAGAUAGAAAGAAAAUUACAAAUAGAAGAAUAGAUGCUUUG